AUGACUCAACUGUUCGUAGAAGACUUUCGGAGAAUGGUAGAAGGGCAAUUUGUCCACAGAAAAAACAGCUUCUAAUUGAACGAAUAAAGAAAAAAGGCUACUGUGGGCCAAAAAUACUCUAAUUGGACUAUAGGCGACUAGAAAAAAGUCCUAUUUACAGAUGAAACCCACUUUAUAGCUCAGGGACAGCGGUCGAAAUUCGUCAGGAAGUCUGACAAUGAAAAGCUUACACCACCUCAUAUUGAUCAAACCGUAAAACAUCCAGUCAAGAAAAUGUUUUGGGGAUGUUUUUCAUACAACUCCAAAAAUGUCAACCCCAAGGAGGAGCGAUUCUUCAACAGGACUCUGCUUCCUGUCACAAAUCAAAGGAAAUGAUGGCAUUUUUCAAAAAUAAGAAGAUUAAUGUUUUAGAUUGGUCCGGUAAUUCGCCCGACCUCAACCCCAUUAAAAAUUUAUGGGCCAUUUGCAAAGCUAGACUGCGAAAAAUCGACUGUACCACUAAAACAAAAAUGAUAGAAGCGGCCAUUCAGGUUUGGUAUCGAGAUGAAAGGAUAUCUGACAACUGACAGAAACUCAUAGAAUCUAUGCCAAAACGGGUAAAAGUAGUAAUUGCUGCUAAAGACAUAUUUCCUACUGA
Messenger RNA from Diabrotica balteata, 637 nucleotides. NCBI's taxonomy places the organism in Eukaryota, Metazoa, Arthropoda, Insecta, Coleoptera, Chrysomelidae. The record is from the annotation of a GenBank genome assembly.